Messenger RNA from Closterium sp. NIES-65, 6525 nucleotides. NCBI's taxonomy places the organism in Eukaryota, Viridiplantae, Streptophyta, Zygnematophyceae, Desmidiales, Closteriaceae. The record is from the annotation of a GenBank genome assembly.
AUGAUCCGCGAUCUCUCACGUCACGACGACAAUAUCACCGACUGGGACGCGGCAUUCCACGUCAUCGUCAGCUUCUUCAACCUCACGAUGGAUAGGUUCUACUCCUUAUUCGACGCGGCACAAGCCAAUGCAGACAUGCAGGAGGUGGAAGGCAUGCUGGAGAAGUGGCAGAGGGAGAAGCCGGUGUUUGAUGGGAAAUACCAUAGCAUUCAAUCGGUGAUCUACAGGCUGCGGAAGUCGCUGGAUAGACGCCAGCACAGUGAGAGACAGCGGCAGCGGAUGGAGGAAGGGCAGCUGCUUCAUGCCGAGUUCUUCCCUCCAGUGGCGCCAACGAUGGAGGAGGUGCUGUGCAAGGCCUCGCUAUACCUGCCACACAACCACCCCAGCGAGCCGCACCACCUGCCAGCGGGCUCGGUAGCCCGCCACGUGGACAUCCACUUCCGCCUGCUGCGCCACGAUUUGAUUUCCCCCCUCUGGAGCAAGGCGCUCUUCCUCCUCCACCACCUCAACCACGAGUCCUCCUCCCGGGAUGCUCGUGGUGGCGGGGGAAGUAGCAGCAGGACCAGCGGCGGCGGCGGCGGCGGCGGCGGUGGUGGGGGCAGAGGCGGCAGCAGGGAGGAGGCGAUGGGGCUGUUGAGGGCGGACAGGGAGUUGGUGCGGGGUCUGACGGACGACAUGAAGGGCGUGGUGGGGUUUUCUUCCGAAGACAUGGAUGUGUAUCUGCUCAGGGAUGUGCGUGUGCUGGGUAUUGACACGGACAGGCGCAGCGGCGUGCACUUUCUAGUUGACUUUUUGGAACCUCCCAUGCCACGGGGCCGGAAUGCUCAUAAAAGCAGGCAGCAACAGCCGCAGCAACAGCAACAGCAAAUCCCCCCUCCGAGGGACACUCAAAAUUCAGCAAGUGAUUCCUCCUCCCACCGGCUCAUCUUCGCCACCAUCACAGCCCGCGAAACAUGGAGGCUUGCCACUGCCAGACCACAGAUCGGGGUGCAGCCGUGCGGGGGCGACGGGUUCAGUGCGGACCUGCUGGGGCUGAUAGCUCAGGACGGCAACAGGGGGAGUGACGGGAGUGGCGGGAGUGGCGGGAGGACGCAGGUGGUGAUGCUGGAAGCGGCUGGAAGCUUCUUUGCAUAUGAGCCGAUUCUGAAGGCGCUGCAGAGCAUUACUGACACGUCACUUCCCUUCUCUGAGUACAUCUGUGGGGCACCUGAAGGGGCACCUGUUGGAGCACCUGGGAGGGCACAUGGAGCGUAUAAGCUGCCUGCUUACAUCAAAGGAGGGAUGAUGUACGACUUGAGCCUGCUGCUCAAGACCAAGGCACCACCCUCCUCCUCCUCCCAGCAGCCACAGACUGAUCCAGAGGACGAGUUCGCCAUCCGGAACGUGAUGAUCUCCAGCCCUGCGGCCUUCCCCAUGGAUGCCCUCCUGCGCUGCACGUCGCUGGACGAGCCCCAGACUGCGGCACUCCAGGCUGCUCUCACUCAGGAGUUCGCACUGCUGCAGGGCCCCCCAGGAACCGGCAAGACGUUUGUUGGGAUAAAGCUUGUGGAGCUUCUGCUGAGCAAUGCUCUCAAGAAGAGCACUUCGUUGGAACUGUUCGCUCGGGGCAGGGAGGUGGCCAGGUCAGCAGGGCCCAUCCUGUGCGUGUGCUUCACCAACCACGCACUGGAUCAGUUCCUGGAGGGCCUCAUCGCCAGCGGCAUUAAGAACGUGGUGCGCGUUGGAGGAAGGAGCAAGUCAGAGAUUCUGCAAGAGUACAACCUUCGCGAGAUUAUCCUAAAAUCUGGUCCGCAGCGCAGCAAAACGCACAGGGAGUCAAGCUACGAGGUGAAAGACAGAUUGAGGGAGAUGGAGGAGGUGAUUGGCCGGUACAGCGAUGCGCUGCAGCAGCGCAGCAACAAUGUGGCGGGUGUGGCGUGGGGCUCCAUCGCCCGCCACCUCAUGGCCAACCACCCUGUUUUCUUCCGGGCGCUCGGCCCCACCGGCAAGGCAGCAGAUGGUUUUCAGCAAGUGGGGCGAGACAACUGGGACCGGUGGAAGCAAGGCUUACCCAAGAAAAGCUUUUCCGUCAAGAAGGUUGCUGCUGAGACAGGGGGGGAUCAAGGUUAUGUAUCCGUCAGUGGGACAGGAGGCAAAGGAGGAGGAGGAGGGGGAGGAAAGGCGGGAGCCCUGCCUCAAGGAGGGAGAGGGGGAGUAGGGGGGGUAGGGGGAGUAGGGGGAGUGGGAAUAGGCGCUUCUGGACGCCAGGCUCCGAUGCAGAACGCUUUUGGAGCCCUGGGAUUGCUUGGUGAUCUGGAGUUGGGGCAAGAGUGGGAUAUAAGCGGUGUGAAGAAUGGCCUAGUAGGUGCGGAGCUGAGUAAAAUGGUGGGGUUGAUGGGUUCGUACUUUGAUGGUGGUGGCAGUGGUGGUGGGUAUUCAGUGUCAGGCACGGCAUUUGACGGCUCGUGGCUGAGCCUUGCUCCCUCUAGCGGAGCGAGAGUGGCAGGAGGGGCAGGAGGUGCAGGAGGGGCAGGAGGUGCAGGAGGGGCAGGAGGUGCAGGAGGGGCUGGAGGGGUAGGAGUAUUUCCUGCGAAGGAGGAUCUCCCACACACGUUCGGUAACUUGAGUAUUCACAAUGGCAUGCGACUUGAAGGCGGCAGGGGGAGCACAGGCAGCAGGCAGGAGCACGGGAGCAUGGGGAAGGUGAUGGAGGAAGAGGUGGAGGAGGAGGAGGUGUGGCCAGGUCCGGAGGUGGAUGAGGCGAGUGACAGGGGUGUGGAGGAGCUGUUGGGGUUGGCAGACCCGUGGGCAACGAGUGGGCGGGAGAGGAGGAAGCUGGUGGCGUUCUGGGUGGGGGAGCUGCGCGCCACUGCCACUGCUGCUAUCGAGGCCGAGGAAGGUGGAGGACCUGGAAGGACGAUGAGGGAGCGCAGUGAGCUACGGCAAGUGGAGGACCUGCAGGUGCUGAGGAGGGCGCAGGUGGUGGGCAUGACCACGUCUGGGGUGGCCAAGAUGCAGCGCCUCAUCACGGCGCUCGGCCCGCGAGUUGUCAUCGUGGAGGAGGCUGCUGAGGUUUUAGAAGCCCACAUCCUCACGUCCCUCACCCCGCAGACACAACACAUCAUCCUUAUUGGUGACCACCUACAGCUGCGGCCCAAGGUGGAGGUGUACGAGCUGAGCAAGGACUCCAAAAGAGGCUUCGACCUGGACGUCUCUCUCUUUGAGCGCCUGGCCCACUCAAAGCAGAUCCCUGUGUACACGCUCGCCACGCAGCGCCGCAUGCGCCCUGAGAUCGCUGACCUCAUUCGCUACACCAUCUACCCCGGCCUGAAGGAUCACCGUUUCGUGCAAGGGUACCCAGACGUGAGGGGCAUGGCGGCCAAUCUGCACUUUUGGGACCACGGCUUCCCUGAGACAGGCAGGGACGACCUGGGGGAGGGCAAGUCCAAGUCCAACGCGGGCGAGGCAGCCAUGGUGGUGGCCCUCGCCACCUACCUCCUGCAGCAGGGGUACACGGGGGGCGAAGUCACCAUCCUCACGCCCUAUGUGGGCCAGCUGCUGAAGCUGCGCCAGGCGCUUUCUCAGGUGGUGAACGUGCGCCUGGGGGAGGGGGAUGCGGAGAAGGUGGAGGAGGCAGAGGAGAAGGCGGCUACUAGGGAAGGUGCAGCUGGGGGGGAGGCGGCUGGGGGGGCAGGAGAGGCGGCCGCGGGGGUGGGGAGUUCAGCUGCGAAGGGGAAAGGGUUAGAGCCAGAGUUAGCUGCGCCUAAAGUGACCACUGCGGAUCUGAAGGAUGCGGUUCGGCUAGCCACUGUGGACAAUUUCCAAGGCGAGGAGAGCACGGUGAUCAUCAUCUCCCUCGUACGGAACAACGUGGAUGGCAAGAUCGGGUUCCUCAAGAGCCCCAACCGCACCAACGUGCUGCUGUCCCGCGCCAAGCACGGCAUGUAUAUCAUCGGCAAUGCCAGCACUAUGAGGGCGGCUACGUCCAAGUCGGUCCUCUGGCCUCGGAUAAUGGACAUGCUGGAGAGCAAGGGGCGCGUGGAGAAGUUCAUUCCGCUGCGCUGUGUGAACCACCCGGACACGGUGACGCACAUUGAGAGAGCCGGGGAGUUUAAGGAGAAGGCCAGCGAGGGCGGAUGCUCCCAGAUGUGCGGCUUCCGACUUUCCUGCGGCCAUACUUGUCCCCGCAGGUGCCACAGUGACGACAGAGCGCAUGCCCGUGCGUUCUGCCCCAAGGAGUGCAACCGGAUCCGCCCAUUGGAGGAGUGUCCGCACCAGCACACGUGCCCCAAGCAGUGUGGCGAGGCCUGUGGGCCCUGCCUCGUCACCACCAGGGAACUCACACUCCCCUGCGGCCAUCAGGCGUUCCAUGUGCCGUGCUACAACGUCCAGAAUCCCUCUUCCAUCUUCUGCUCAGUAAUGGUGGAAGUCACGAUGCCCCUGUGCGGGCACAAGCAGACAGUCAAGUGUGGCGAGGCCGCCACCAGAGUAACCAAACCUGAGCUCUGCACGGCUCGCUGCGGCGUUGUGCUCUCAGACUCCUGCGGGCACACCUGCAUCUCUCCCUGCGGCCAGUGCAUCGUUGCUCCAGCUGCUACCACCGACCAGGGGCAGGGCUCACAACAGCAGCAGCAGCAGCAGCAGCAGCAGCAGCAGCAGCAGCUAGAGAGAAACCACAAGAAGUGCAUGCAGCCAUGCCAGCGCCCGCACCCCUGUGCGCACCUCUGCCCGGACCCCUGCCACAGCGGCACGCCCUGCAAGCCCUGCACCAGAAAGUGCCUCGUGGCUUGCCAGCACAGCUCCUGCCCCCAACCCUGCCACCGAACCUGCGCGCCCUGCGCCGAGCCUUGCGGGUGGCACUGCAAGCACCAGGGCCGGUGCUCGCUCCCCUGCGGCGCCCCCUGCAACCGCCUCCCGUGCGAGCAGCGGUGCGAGAAAAAACUCAAAUGCGGCCACCAGUGCCCGUCCCUCUGCUCGGAAAAAUGCCCUCCGAAGGCCUACUGCGCAGUUGCUGGGUGCGGGGCUAAGGAGAAGAGAGAGAUGAGAGUGGAUCUGGUCACUCUGGAGACGCUAGGGGAGAUUGAUCCGGACGAGAGUCCCGUCCUGGUGCUGCCGUGUGGUCAUACUUACACUGUGGAGACUCUGGAUGGUCACCUGGGGCUGAACCAGGUUUACCAAGAGGCAGAAGCCGGGUCUGCUGGUGGUGGCAGCAGUGCUGCUGGAGGGGCUGCUGGAGGGGCUGCUGGAGGUGGGCUGGAAGCAGCUGCAACUGCACCCAAGUGGGUGGCAGUGCGGCCGUUUGACGAUGGCGGCCUGUCCGCCCUCAAGGGCUGCCCGGAGUGCCGCCAGCCGAUCACUGGGCUGCGCCGGUACGGCAGGAUGGUGAACAAGGCGCUGCUGGACGAAUCAGAGCGCAAGUUCACCCUCAGCUGCCUGGCCGACCAGCAGCAGCUGCAGCAGAAGCUGUCCAAAUUAAGCCAGGCCAUAUCUGCCUGCCCUGAGGCUGCCCAAUCCUGGCAUGUGCAACAGUUAGCUCGGGCUGCGACCUUUCUAAUAAUGCAGGCAAGCAACGUGCGAGACACUGCUAUGAAACCGCCUACCCAGCAGACGUACCAGGCUUGUGUGGCUGUGCUGCAGAGAAAGCACCUCCAGUUGUUGGGCUUGUCGUCCGGAGCUGAUGCUGAUUCGCCUGCGUGGGAGGAGGAGUGCCAGCUGCUGUAUGUCCCCCAGCCACAAACCGGGCCCCUCUGUGAAGCCCUCCUGCUGCUGGGGAAAGCCUUCCAGCUGCUCAUGGCUGCCAAUUUCCUCGCGCUGCGCUGCCUGCUGAAAGAACUCCAGAAUCUGGUUCCUCGAAAUGCGCGUCCGAAUGCUCGUCCGAAGGCUGGUCAAAGUGCUGGUCAGACUGAUAAGAACAGCACUGAUAGAGCAGCGUUCUUGGCCGGGUGGGUGGAGAAUUGCAGGGCUGUUGUGCUGAUGGGGCUGCGGAACGCAGAGAAGCAUGUGGGGGAGGCGGUGGAGUGGGCUGGGAAGCGCAGGGCGCACCGGCUGGAGGCGAGGGGGAGGCUGGAGCUGGCUGAUGUGUUCCGUGCGUUCGUGGAGGGAAUGAUGGCGGAACGCCUGCUCUCGACCUCCCCUGCUGGGCUGGAUGAGUCAAGGAAGCAGCAGCUGGAGUAUCUCGAGAGGGCCAAGAUGCAGUGUCACAUGGUGGCCUCUCACCACCUAGCCUCGGUCAGAGAGAAUGACAGCCUUGGUGGCAGCGCUCGGAGAAUGCUCGAGAAAGACUUGCGUGGGCUGGAGCAAUCUGUUCGCGACGAACUGCGGUACUUCGCUGUGACCGAACGCGAGAAGGCGGAUAUCUUCAAGGCGAUAGGCUUGGGAGGGGGUAGCUGGUACCGGUGCCGCAAUGGGCAUGUGUAUGUGAUUGGGGGGUGUGGCAAGGUGAUGGAAGAGGCAAGCUGUCCUGAGUGUGGGGAGGUGGUGGGUGGGACGAAUCACAGGCUUCGAGAAGGUAACACCCCGGCCACUGGGUUCUUUAACAGGGUUUGA